Messenger RNA from Arabidopsis thaliana (thale cress), 1246 nucleotides. RefSeq names its product nucleolin. Bases 353 to 949 code for a protein of 198 amino acids. The record is from RefSeq and is marked reviewed. The transcript has 2 exons. Lineage: Eukaryota; Viridiplantae; Streptophyta; Magnoliopsida; Brassicales; Brassicaceae.
GUUUUUAAUUAUUCGCACAAGCCGCACGUGUGAUUCUCAUGAAAAAACAAAAAAAGUACAAAUAACAUUUAAUUAUUAUUCAGCUUUGGCCCGCCGCUGUGGAGCUUGCGGCAUCUUUUAACCCUUACUCAUCAAAACCACAUUGUUCUAUCCUCUAAACCGUCCGAUCUAACGCCACGUCACCUAUCCUCGUCAAAUUAAAUUUCAACGGUUCAGAUCUAAUCUCAAAGACGGUACUGCUUCAGCUCAAUAGUCGAACCUUCUAACCCUUCUCUCUUCCUCUAAAAAUUCUCCAGGAAAAUCGAAAACUUUUCUCGGGAAAAUCUUUAAACUUUUUGCUUUUCGAAGAAACAUGACUGGUGUUAAUGAUGAUGAUGAUAAGAACUUCAAAGAAGAACCAGAGAUUCAAGUUUUAAGCGACGACGAUAGUGAUGAAGAACAAGUUAAAGACGUAGGUGAAGAAGUUAGCGACGAAGACGAUGAUGAUGGAAGUGAAGGAGAUGAUGAUGAUGAUGAGGAAGAAGAAGAAGAUGACGAUGACGAUGAUGAUGUUCAGGUUUUGCAGUCUUUAGGUGGUCCUCCUGUACAAUCAGCGGAAGAUGAAGAUGAAGAAGGUGAUGAAGAUGGGAACGGUGAUGACGAUGAUGAUGAUGGAGAUGAUGAUGAUGACGACGAUGAUGAUGAGGAUGAGGAUGUUGAAGAUGAGGGGGAUCUUGGGACAGAGUACUUAGUGAGGCCAGUUGGUAGAGCUGAAGAUGAGGAGGAUGCAAGUGAUUUUGAGCCGGAAGAGAAUGGUGUGGAAGAGGAUAUAGACGAAGGAGAAGACGAUGAGAAUGAUAACUCGGGUGGUGCUGGGAAGUCAGAGGCUCCGCCGAAGAGGAAGAGAGCUCCUGAAGAAGAUGAAGAGGAUAGUGGUGAUGAAGAUGAUGACAGACCUCCAAAGAGGUAGUUUUUGGAUCUGACAACAACACAAUGAGACCAGAGAGCUUUUUAUGUUUUUUUUUCUAAAAAAAAUUUGGUGUUGUGAGAUUUGAAUCAUUGGUUGGGGUUUAUGUAAGUUUAUUAUGGAGCAACUAAGUAGUAGUUUUAAGUUUAAGUAGGGGCUCUUUUUUUUUUAUGCAUUGCUAUUUCUUUUUUUUUUUCUUUGUAGUGAGUCAAUAACCAAUGAAAGUUUCUCCAACAAUUUACCUAGCUUUCUAAGUUAUUCUGUAUCUUUUCAAUUUUAGAUUAUAGUUCUAAACUCUAG